This is a messenger RNA of Trematosphaeria pertusa, 785 nucleotides long. Its product is annotated as nuclear cap-binding protein subunit 2. Gene Ontology annotation, cellular component: nuclear cap binding complex. The coding region runs from base 158 to 679 and encodes 173 amino acids. The transcript has 5 exons. The record is from RefSeq and is a predicted model, not a curated record. Gene Ontology annotation, biological process: mRNA cis splicing, via spliceosome. Lineage: Eukaryota; Fungi; Ascomycota; Dothideomycetes; Pleosporales; Trematosphaeriaceae. Gene Ontology annotation, molecular function: RNA cap binding.
CUGGAGCUUCAAGCUCUCUCACCGGCGUCACCUCCGCUUCAACACGGCGCCUUCACUCAUUUGACCUUCGAAGCCUGCGAGCUCACUUCAAGACUGACAGCUCGUAACCUUCCUUUGAAGCCCUUUUCUUCCCGCCCGUCAAAGACACCGUUUCAGCAUGCGCGCCAUCAAGAACACCAUAGAUCGCCUGGAUAGGCCGAGCUCGUACGCGUCGAGCAAGAACCGCCGACGGAACCGUAACCGUGAAGACGAGGAGCGCCGCGAGAGGACGCCCGAGCCGGAGGACAAGCUCAAGGAUGCGACUACUCUCUACGUGGGCAAUCUGUCCUUCUACACGACCGAGGAGCAGAUCCACGAGCUAUUCUCCAAGUGCGGCGAGAUUAAACGGCUAGUCAUGGGCCUUGACCGCUUUCAGAAGACUCCCUGCGGUUUCUGCUUCGUCGAAUACUACACACAUCAGGAUGCGCUGGAUUGCAUGAAGUACAUUGGCGGGACGAAGCUAGACGAGCGCGUUAUCCGUACCGAUCUCGACGAGGGCUUUGCCGAGGGCAGGCAAUACGGACGAGGUAAGUCCGGCGGUCAAGUGAGAGACGAGUACCGCAGCGAGUUCGACCCAGGCCGAGGCGGAUUCGGCAGAGCCUACGCCGACGAGUACGGCGACGAGCGGGACUACAAGUAGCCGAUUCACAAGCAAUUUGCAUUAUACUACAGCAAGGAGUUGGAUUGGGGCACGGCGUUGGUUCAUUGUGGCUGGAAGACAACAGAGGUCUCCGGAUCUUCACUGU